AUGGGAAGUAAAUGGAAGAAAGCAAAGGUGGCUCUUGGUCUUAAUCUCUGCAUGUUUGUUCCAAGAACAUUAGACGAUGACUUUCCUCCUUCUACGGUGGUUUCUGAGAGGCUGUCGGAUGCUGCUCUUCUCUCUUCCCGGCCAACUACUCCGGUGCCGUCUUUUCAUGGUUUGAGACUUUCCAAAAGUAGCAGCAAAUCGUCCAAGCAAACUUGUGCAAUAUGCUUAACCAAAAUGAAGCAGGGAUCUGGUCAAGCUAUAUUCACAGCAGAAUGUUCACAUUCUUUCCAUUUUCACUGCAUUGCUUCAAAUGUGAAACAUGGGAAUCAAAUAUGUCCUGUGUGCCGAGCAAAGUGGAAGGAAAUACCCUUGUCGGGUUCUAGUUUGGAACAUAUCCAAGGUAGAGUAACACCAAGUCCAAUAAAUUGGCCUCAAAAUGAUGCUUUGAUGGCUGUGGUCCAUCGGCUGCCUCUACCUUUACCUCAUCCUCGCCGAGAUUUGAAUAGGCGGCAUAUUGUGCCAGUUUAUCAGGCUUCUGAGCCGGGCGUAUUUGACGAUGAUGAAUCUUUAAAUCACCAACAUGCAAUUUCUGAGAGAAGUAUUUGCAGUAAGAGUAUUGAAGAUACUGAUGCUGUUCGAGCUAUGGAGAUUAAAACAUACCCUGAAGUGUCUUCCACUCCAAGGUCUAACACUUGUUCUAACUUCACAGUUUUGGUUCAUCUCAAAGCUACUGCUGCAGCCGCUGCUUCUACCAAAAGACAAAACCUUAGCAGAAAUCAGGCUACCUUGACGCAGAUUUCGCAGACUCCACGUACCCCAGUUGACUUGGUCACCGUGCUUGACGUCAGUGGUAGCAUGGCGGGAACUAAGCUCGCUCUGCUAAAAAGGGCCAUGGGAUUUGUUAUACAGAACCUAGGCUCUAAUGACCGGCUUUCUGUUAUUGCUUUCUCUUCCACGGCUCGCCGUCUCUUUCCAUUAUGUAAGAUGACUGAUUCUGGGCGGCAACAGGCAUUGCAAGCUGUUAAUUCUUUGGUUGCAAAUGGUGGUACCAAUAUUGCGGAAGGACUGAGAAAAGGUGCCAAGAUAAUGGAAGACCGAAAAGAAAAGAAUCCAGUUGCGAAUAUUAUUCUGUUGUCGGAUGGACAAGAUAAUUACACUGUCAGUGGCUCGGGAAAUGACCAACCUGAACCAAACUACCAUUUGCUUCUGCCGACUUCCAUCAGUGGUCGAAACAAUUCAGGAUUUCAAUUUCCCGUGCAUGCUUUUGGAUUUGGUGCAGACCAUGAUGCCUCAUCAAUGCAUUCAAUUUCUGAGAUCUCUGGCGGAACAUUUUCAUUCAUCGAAACUGAAGCUGUGUUACAGGAUGCAUUUGCACAAUGCAUUGGAGGACUCCUUAGCGUCGUUAUUCAAGAGUUGCAAGUGGUGAUUGAGUGUGUACACCCUGAUCUCGGUCUUGUUUCGCUUAAAGCAGGAAGUUACCCUAGCCGUUCAAUGGCUGAUGGACGCAAAGGAUUUAUUGAUGUUGGGGACUUGUAUGCUGAUGAAGAGAGGGAUUUUUUAGUUUCAGUUAACAUUCCAGCUACGUCGAGCAGUGAAACAUCGUUGAUAAAGGUCAAAUGUGUUUACAAGGAUCCCUUGACUCAGGAGACAGCAGCAUUGGAAAGUGAUGAAGUAAAGAUUGAGAGGCCUGAUGUAGCCGCCGGGCAGGUUGUAAUGUCUCUUGAAGUGGACAGACAACGCAACAGGCUCCAAGCAGCCGAGGCAAUGGCACAGGCACGGACCGCAGCUGAACGGGGAGACCUCACUGAAGCAGUAUCGAUCCUUGAAAACUGUCGGAAGAUUCUUUCAGAGACCGUAUCAGCUAAAUCUCAUGACCGUCUUUGUGUUGCAUUGGAUGCUGAACUCAAGGAAAUGCAAGAGCGGAUGGCGAGUAGGCAUGUGUACGAAGCAUCUGGGAGAGCAUAUAUACUCUCCGGUUUGAGUUCACACUCGUGGCAAAGAGCAACUGCAAGAGGCGAUUCAACUGACAGUUCAAGCCUUGUUCAAGCUUAUCAGACACCAUCGAUGGUUGAGAUGCUUACUCGAUCUCAGGCCAUGUUACUAGGUAGUUCAUCGGGUCAGAGGCUUCUCCAGCCACUGUUGUCAUACAGAUCACAACCAAGCCCAAGGUAA
Messenger RNA from Vicia faba (fava bean), 2172 nucleotides. The record is from the annotation of a GenBank genome assembly. Lineage: Eukaryota; Viridiplantae; Streptophyta; Magnoliopsida; Fabales; Fabaceae.